AUGAAACCGAACUGGGAGCUCAAUAACUGCUGCAACCACGAACAGGUGGUGUUUUUGGUCACUGUUGGUGUCUGCACUGUCGUUAUACUCGCACUAUGGAGAACAGUGUUACUCAGACCCUUUAAGCUUGUUACCGUAUUUCUUCAUGAGGCAAGUCAUGCAAUUGCUUGUAAACUCACUUGCGGUCAUGUAGAAGGGAUACAGGUUCAUGCAGAUGAAGGUGGAACGACCCAAACACGUGGAGGCGUAUACUGGUUAAUCUUGCCAGCUGGAUAUCUUGGUUCAUCUUUCUGGGGCAUGGUAUUGAUACUUGCAUCAACAAAACUUCGUACUGCCAGAAUAGCUGCUGGUUGCUUUAUUGCUGCUCUUCUUAUUGUCCUCCUCGUUGCCAAAAAUUGGACUCUUCGAGGACUUUGUAUCGGAUUUAUCAUUUUCCUUGGGGUAAUAUGGAUUCUGCAAGAGACAACCAAAGUUCGAAUUCUGCGGUACAUUAUUCUGUUCAUAGGUGUAAUGAAUAGCGUGUUUUCAGUGUAUGAUAUCUACGAUGAUUUGAUCUCCCGAAGAGUAAGUUCCAGUGAUGCAGAAAAAUUUGCAGAAGUGUGCCCUUGUCCUUGUACUGGUUAUGGAUGGGGUGUUAUUUGGGGUUUAAUAUCUUUUGUCUUUCUUUGCGGAGCUGUGUAUCUGGGUGCUGUAAUCUUGUCUUAA
Sphenostylis stenocarpa is the source of this 705-nucleotide messenger RNA. The record is from the annotation of a GenBank genome assembly. Lineage: Eukaryota; Viridiplantae; Streptophyta; Magnoliopsida; Fabales; Fabaceae.